Molecule: messenger RNA, 1101 nt
Organism: Diutina rugosa
Lineage: Eukaryota; Fungi; Ascomycota; Pichiomycetes; Serinales; Debaryomycetaceae
Exons: 1
Coding region: 1-1101 (366 amino acids)
Source: RefSeq, a predicted model, not a curated record
AUGCUGUCUGAGGAAUUUGCUAAGCGUGGCGCUGAGUUUGCGAAAUUGAUGGCUCUGGCCGAUGUCCUGGAAGAAGAGAAGAAGGACGCGUGCGUCGAACUGUUUGAUUUCAUUUGUUCAUUGCCCGACGAUUUGGAUGGCGAUCAGAACUACGUGAAGUGGGCGAUCAAUUUGCCGCAAAUGAUUAUGCCGCAGUCGGGUAAUCUUUUAAUGUUGAUUUUGGAUAUAAUUAUUUGGCUACUGCUGCGGUCAUCAAAUUCUUUUCGUACGGUUGCAUCUCAAAAGGUAGGUGAGUUUAUGACUUGGCUCAUUCGUUUACCUGAAUCUUUUGAUGUAGAUGCUGGACAAGCUUUAAGUGAGCUCUGGCGUCUGAAUCACGAGGAGCUCGUUGCUGUUCUCCGGAAUGAGGCACUGCUGGCUUCCCCUAGACUAACAAAGGCCUGCCUCGAAAGUCUCAUCCGUAAAAAGCUUGAUUUAGUUGAUCUUGCCAAACUCUUCCUUGUUUUUGCCAGAGAUGUCCGGUGGUGUGCUGAAAUGAUGGUGUCCCAUUUCUCUGAUUGCUUCAAUGAUGAUGAAAAGGAAGAGCUCAAGCGGCUCAUCAAGGAGGCGACCACUCCUACCGUGCUGGCGCAACCCUCUCCGGGUGUUGAUACUACGGCGCCGGCGUCUGACGAACUGACCGUCCCCAAUACUCCCCCAGUUGAAGGCACGUCGUCAGUGGGCGUGGUUGGUGCGAUUGGUCCUCGCAAGAGAAAGGCCACGCCUGAUGGUCAAGCGGAGCAACGUGGCAACCACCAGGUGAAGCGUUUAACCUCUGGCAUUAUCUACAUUGACAAGCCCUGUUGUGGCAUCAUUAUUUUGUCACGUGAUUUGUUGCAGCCAAAUCACCAUUUCGGUCUCACGACUGUAGUCUCGGAGUUCCGUUAUUUAGACUGCACGUUGUGCCCUCUGCUCAUCACCUGGAAGCAGAUGGAAAAGUUUUUACAUAGAUCUACCUAUCUUUGUUUAUAUCUUUUAUUACACACUUGCUUCCCCCAAGCGCUAGCUUACCAACCCCUAUCAACUGUAUUACACUUACAGCAUGACUCCCAAGUCCUCUGA